UAUUUUUCCAAAUGUUAAGUCAUGUGUUUGUUUGUUUAUGUUUUUUCAAAAUGAAAAUUUCAUUUGAAUCGUUUUCAACAAUUUAAUUGUUGUGGUUCAAUCACUGAUUGUUUAUCCCUUUUAAUUGUGACAAUUUAAUCUUCAAAUAUGAGUAACAGACCUGGAUUGUUUUCUAUUAUUUGGCAACAAUUAACGAAAAUUAUUAAAUAUCAACCUACCAAAGAAAAGAUUGUCGGUAAAGAUAUUUAUGGAAAUAUAUUCUAUGAGAAUGAUAAAGUUAAUUUCAGAGGACAAUUGUCUAGAUAUCAUUGUCCUCCAGGAAAUUCUGAUAUUCUGAAUAAAAUAUCACCUGAAUGGGAUGCAUGGUUAAGAUACAGAAGAAAAGAUCCUCCAAGUGAAGCUGAAGUUCUGAAAAAUUUGAAAAUUAGUGAGAUGAAGAAAAUGAAUGCCGAUAAUAAGCAAAAGGAACAAUUGAAUAAAAAAUAUUCUUUCAUGGGGAAAAGUUCUGGAGAAAAUAUCGUUACCAAUGAAUUUAAUGAGAGUUUCCCUAAACAUAAAGGUAUGGAAACUGUUCCAGGAGCGGAGAAAAAGUAAUUUGAUUGUAAAUCGAAAUUUUUAAUUCUUGUUCAGACAAAAAUUAAUGUAAAUAAAAGUUCAAUUAAAUAGUUUAA
Molecule: messenger RNA, 671 nt
Organism: Panonychus citri (citrus red mite)
Lineage: Eukaryota; Metazoa; Arthropoda; Arachnida; Trombidiformes; Tetranychidae
Product: NADH dehydrogenase [ubiquinone] 1 alpha subcomplex assembly factor 2-like
Exons: 3
Coding region: 148-594 (148 amino acids)
Biological process (GO): mitochondrial respiratory chain complex I assembly
Cellular component (GO): membrane
Source: RefSeq, a predicted model, not a curated record